AUGCAGACUGCUGCUACAAACAGUUAUGAAAGACUGUGCAAUAAGUCCAUCCAUGAAAUUUCCUUGCUACUAAAUAUUCCACAGUCAACUGUAAGUGGUAUUAUAACAAAGUGGAAGCAACUGGUAAAAACAGCAACUCAGUCAUGAAGUGGUAGGCCACGUAAAAUGACAGAACAGGGUAAGCACAUGGUGAAGUGCACAAUGCACAGAAGUCGCCAACUGUCUGCAGAAUCAAUAGCUAAAGACCUCCAAACUUCAUGUGGCCAUCAUAUUAGCACAACAGUGCAUAGAGAGCUUCAUGGAAUGGUUUUCCAUGGCCCGAGCAGCUGCAUCCAA
This is a messenger RNA of Staurois parvus, 336 nucleotides long. The record is from the annotation of a GenBank genome assembly. Lineage: Eukaryota; Metazoa; Chordata; Amphibia; Anura; Ranidae.